This is a messenger RNA of Fraxinus pennsylvanica, 1857 nucleotides long. The record is from the annotation of a GenBank genome assembly. NCBI's taxonomy places the organism in Eukaryota, Viridiplantae, Streptophyta, Magnoliopsida, Lamiales, Oleaceae.
AUGACAUCCCGGACGUUGAGAAGAAGGCUCCACCAUGGAGAUGUUGACGGUAGAAGAAACGAGAAUUUGGAGACAUCACGAUUUGAUUCUUUAGACGAGCCAUUACUCGGAAAUAGAGACUAUGAUGACUUGCACUCAGAGGGCCAUUCCCUUGGUGAAAUUUUGGAUGAUGGGCGGCGUAAAGAAAACUUGCAUUGGACAAUGCUUUUUUCGCAUGUAAUUGCUCAAUGGGCUCAGUGGUUAGCAAAUAUUGUCCUUGGAUCUGGGUCAGUUAUUGGACGUCUUUUGCCAUUUGUAUCGGGCACUCAAAAUGGACCUAAUGGGAAGAUUUCUCCGCCUUCACUCAACCCCUUACAGCAACGGUCGCGAUCCAUUGGUUCGUAUAGAAUCCUUGUCCUAGGUGUAUGCCCCUACCCUUACCCCUGUUAUGGAGGUCGGGGAUGGACGUGGCAUGCUACCCCAAUAGCUAAUGAUUCUCCCCUAGGCGAGGGGCAGACAAAUAUUGUCCUUGGAUCUGGGUCAGUUAUUGGACGUCUUUUGCCAUUUGUAUCGGGCACUCAAAAUGGACCAAAUGGGAAGAUUUCUCCGCCUUCGCUCAACCCCUUACAGGAAGCAAGACUCAAAUAUCUGAAGCAAAGGCUGGCAGUUCCUUUUGACAGUUCUUCUUCUGAGCAUCAAGAUGCACUCAAACAAUUGUGGAGGUUAGCUUACCCUGGUAGAGAACUCCCAGCGCUGAAAUCAGAGCUUUGGAAAGAGAUGGGAUGGCAGGGAUCUGAUCCUUCAACAGAUUUCAGGGGUGGAGGAUUCGUAUCAUUGGAGAACCUUAUCUUCUUUGCCAUGACAUAUCCGGAAGCGUUUCAAAACUUGUUGCACAAGAGAGUUGGAGAUAGGUCGGAAUGGGAGUAUCCUUUCGCUGUAGCUGGUAUCAAUAUUUCUUUUAUGCUGGUGCAAAUGUUAGAUCUUCAAUCAGGAAAGCCAAAUACGAUAGCUGGAGUUCGAUUCCUGGAAUUAUUAGGGGAAGAUGAAAUGGCCUUUGACAACCUUUUCUGCAUUGCCUUCGAAAUGUUGGAUGCACAGUGGCUUGCAAAGCAUGCCUCGUACAUGCAAUUCAACGAAGUCCUCAAGUCUACGAGGGUGCAGCUAGAGCGCGAGCUUGCACUUGAUGAUGUCUACAAUAGCCCUGCAUCUUCAGGAAGUGUUGGAUCAGUUGAUGACAGUUCUCCUAAAUCUGUAUGUUCAUUUAACUUAUUGGACGUUACCUCAGAUUCAAAACAAUCAGUCAAGACUUCCCAUACCAAGUUGUCGUCUUUGCCUUCCGCAUCAGAACUUUCAGUAUCUGAGGACUCUGAUGAGUUGGAUCUUUUGAGUUCACCCUUAUCAUCAUCUCAAGGAUUACCGAGGCAAAAGUGGUGGAAAUCUGUAUAUUCAUUCAACUUCCUGGACGUUACCUCAGAUUCAAAACAAUCAGUCAGAACUUCCCAUACCAAGUUGUCGUCUUUGCCUUCCGCAUCAGAACUUUCAGUAUCUGAGAACUCUGAUGAGUUGGAUCUUUUGAGUUCACCCUUAUCAUCAUCUCAAGGAUUACCGAGGCAAAAGUGGUGGAAAAGUUCACCCUUACCAUCAUCUCAAGGAUUACCGAGGCGAAAGUGGUGGAAAUCUGUAUAUUCAUUCAACUUCCUGGACGUUACCUCGGAUUCAAAACAAUCAGCCAAGACUUCUCAUACCAAGUUGUCGUCUUUGCCUUCUGCAUCAGAACGUUCAGUAUCUGAGGACUUUGAUGGGUUGGAUCUUUUGAGUUCACCCUCAUCAUCAUCUCAAGGAUCACCGAGGCAAAAGUGGUGGAAAUGUGGAUUUUGA